AUGGCAAUUCAAGGUCGUCGUGAUAUCAAAACUAGAGUGAAAAACUACUUUGGUUACACCGAGAAUACCCCUGAAACCAUCUCUGUAGCUAGCUGGGCCAAGAACUCAACCCCAGAUGCUCGAUCAGCAGCCACAAGCUAUUUCCUCUCCCUCUUCCCUUUCUUGCAAUGGGCACCUAGGUAUAACCUUACAUGGUUAUUGGGUGACCUCGUAGCUGGUAUCACUGUUGGUAUGGUUUUAGUACCACAAUCACUUUCAUAUGCCAAAAUCGCUCUGCUCUCACCCGAAUAUGGUCUUUAUUCAUCAUUCAUCGGAGUACUCACCUAUGCUUUCUUCGCUACUUCCAAAGAUGUCUCGAUCGGUCCGGUAGCUGUCAUGUCACUUGAAACAGGAAAUAUCAUUGCAUCAGUCCAAGAAAAAUAUGGAGAUCUAUAUUCAGCUCCUGUUAUCGCUACAGCUUUAGCUUUCAUCUGUGGAUUUGUCGUUUUAGCUAUUGGGUUAUUAAGAUUAGGCUGGUUGGUCGAGUUCAUUCCUCAACCUGCUGUAUCAGGUUUCAUGACUGGUUCAGCAAUCAAUAUUGCAGCUGGUCAAUUCCCUGCUGUAUUCGGUUUAGCCAAGAGAUUUGACACAAGAGCUUCAACAUAUAAAGUCAUCAUCAACACUUUGAAAAACCUCCCUUACAGUUCAUUAGAUGCUGCUUUCGGUGUGACUUCUUUAGCUUUAUUGUACUUUAUCAAAUGGGGAUUUGCUUGGGUAGGAAGAAAAUAUCCCAAAUAUGCUAGAGCAGCAUUCUUCGCUUCUUGUGUUCGACACGCUUUCACCAUCAUCAUUUACACUAUCAUAUCAUGGAGAAUCAACAUUCAUCACGUCAAGAAGCCUCUCAUCGCUUUAGUCGGUUCUGUUCCUUCAGGAUUGAGGCAUGUGGGUCGACCUGAAAUCACCGGUGAUCUCAUCGCUGCUAUCGGUCCUCACAUUCCCGUCGCCACUAUCAUCUUAUUGUUAGAGCACAUCUCAAUCGCUAAAUCAUUCGGUCGAUUAAACGGUUAUAAGAUCAACCCCAACCAAGAACUCAUCGCUAUUGGAGUGAACAAUACUCUCGGUACACUUUUCUCAGCUUAUCCUUCCACCGGUUCAUUCUCUCGAUCAGCUCUGAAAUCCAAAGCAGGUGUCCGAACUCCUGCAGCCGGUCUCGCCACUGGUGUAGUCGUCAUCGUCGCUUUAUACGCUGUCGCACCUGCUUUCUACUGGAUUCCUAACGCCACUCUGUCAGCUUUGAUCAUCCACGCCGUAGCUGAUUUAGUCGCCUCUCCCAAACACUCGUAUGGAUUCUGGAGAGUCUCACCUUUGGAAUACAUCAUCUUCGUUGGAGCUGUCCUAUGGUCAGUGUUCUACACUAUCGAAUCCGGUAUCUAUUGGUCAUUGGCCACUUCGAUUGUUCUUUUACUCGUCAGACUCGCUAGACCAAAAGGACAUUUCUUGGGUAGAGUCAGAAUCAAGCCUGAAGAAGUGGAAGCAGGACAUCAAAUUCGAGAUGUUUAUCUACCUUUAUGCUCUGAAUCACAUCAAGAUAUCCCCGUCGAAGCUCCUCCACCAGGUGUUGUCAUCUACCGAUUCGAAGAAUCAUUCUUAUACCCCAACGCAUCUUUGAUCAACGACAGAAUAGUGGCAUAUGUAAAGAAACAUACACGAAGAGGAAAAGAUUUCUCUGGUAUCUCAGCAGGUGAUAGACCUUGGAACGAUCCUGGACCGAAAGCAACAGUUACCGCAUCUACACUAGAAGAAGAAUCUUUGAAACCCAAGUUACGAGCUGUCAUACUGGAUUUCACUGCGGUAGCCAAUCUUGAUACUACCGGUGUACAAAAUUUGAUUGACACAAGAGUAGAAGUGGAGAAAUGGGCAGAUACACCGAUUGAUUUCCAUUUCUGCGGUAUUCUUUCACCUUGGAUCAGAAGAGCUUUGAUCGCUGGUGGUUUCGGUCAAGGUAACGCAAGAGCUGGAACUGCUUUAGAAGUGGCCCCUGCAGUAAUUGAGAAUCUUGAAAACGUCGCUUCUCCUGCUCCUCAAGCUGAAAGAGAUUCAGACGGUUUCCCAUUAAAUACAAAUAGACUUUCGGAUUUAGAAACUGGUCAACCGAGUGGAAGUGGAAGUGGAAGUGGUUCUUCAUCUACAAGAUCUUCAUUAGUAAACGAGAAGAACAAUAAUGGUGUUUCACUAAACAAAGAUGGUACAUACGAAAGAAGAAGACAAUCAGGUGGUUCAAAUGGACUUCCCUUAUUGGAUAAAUCAACUCCUUUCUUCCAUUUCGAUUUGCAUGAUGCCAUUAAUUCUUUACAUCUGGGUAAUGACGAGUAA
Kwoniella shivajii is the source of this 2352-nucleotide messenger RNA. RefSeq lists its product as uncharacterized. The transcript is spliced from 3 exons. Gene Ontology annotation, cellular component: plasma membrane. Lineage: Eukaryota; Fungi; Basidiomycota; Tremellomycetes; Tremellales; Cryptococcaceae. Gene Ontology annotation, molecular function: secondary active sulfate transmembrane transporter activity. The record is from RefSeq and is a predicted model, not a curated record. The coding region runs from base 1 to 2352 and encodes 783 amino acids. Gene Ontology annotation, biological process: transmembrane transport.